This is a messenger RNA of Aspergillus pseudotamarii, 1737 nucleotides long. Its product is annotated as glycoside hydrolase family 47 protein. Gene Ontology annotation, cellular component: membrane; endoplasmic reticulum. The transcript is spliced from 4 exons. Bases 1 to 1737 code for a protein of 578 amino acids. Gene Ontology annotation, molecular function: calcium ion binding; mannosyl-oligosaccharide 1,2-alpha-mannosidase activity. Gene Ontology annotation, biological process: N-glycan processing; carbohydrate metabolic process. NCBI's taxonomy places the organism in Eukaryota, Fungi, Ascomycota, Eurotiomycetes, Eurotiales, Aspergillaceae. The record is from RefSeq and is a predicted model, not a curated record.
AUGUUAUCAAAGACUUCUCGGCGCAAGCAGAAGCGCGCACAGUCGCAGAAACCCAACGGUUCUCGAUUUUAUGCUUUGCUUACCUGGAAUUGGAUUGUGAAAUCUGUAAUCACGAGCUUACUAGCCCUAAUAAUAGGGCGAUACGUGCAAAUCCGAGGCUCGGAAACCCCUUUCGAUCUUCGACCCAUCGACAAGGACAGUUACUGGUCUAGUCACCGGGAGGAGGUCAAAGACUCUUUCGUGAUUAGUUGGGAUGCUUACACUAAGUAUGCCUGGGGGCAGGAUCGCUUCCAUCCCAUCUCUAAAACUGGCUCACAAAUGAGCCCCAGCGGUCUGGGGUGGAUCAUCGUCGAUAGCCUGGAUACACUGAUGAUCAUGAAUUUGACCACGCAGCUCUCCGAUGCCCGGAAGUGGCUUAACCGUGGCUUGACUUACAACCAAGACCAAGAUGUGAACACUUUUGAGAUGACCAUUCGCAUGCUUGGAGGACUUCUGUCUGCCCAUUACUUGUCUAAUGUGCUUCCGGAUGUUUCAUCUCGCCGGGACUAUAUAUAUCUGUCUAAAGCAGUCGAUCUGGGCGAUCGGCUUCUUGGUGCAUAUGAAUCCAGGUCAGGGAUCCCAUAUGCAAGCGUUAAUAUUGGGACCAGAGAAGGCCUUCCCUCCCAUGCAGAUGGUGGCGCUUCAUCCACGGCUGAAGCCACUACGCUCCAAUUGGAAAUGAAGUACCUUGCCCACCUCACCGGUAAGGAGGUUUACUGGCGUAAGGCUGAGCACGUCAUGAAGGUUAUAGAUAAUCACCGUAUGCAGGACGGCCUUCUCCCGAUCUUUGUGCACCCGGACACUGGACAAUUUAGACACAAGGAGAUUCGUCUUGGGAGUCGGGGGGAUUCAUACUAUGAAUACUUAAUCAAGCAAUAUUUGCAGACUUCUGGACAGGAGCCAGUAUACCGUGAGUUGUGGGAAGAGGCGUUGGUCGGGAUACAAAAGCAUUUGAUUACUUCUACAAAGCAUUCAAAACUCCAGUUCAUCGCCGAGCUACCGCAGGGUAUAGGUGGGCCAUUAUCCCCUAAGAUGGACCAUCUUGUCUGCUUCUUACCGGGCUCCAUCGCGAUCGGCGCUACUGAGGGACUGACUGAGAAGGAAGCGCGGAAAAGGCCCAGUUGGAAUUCCCGGAAAGAGCACCAGAUGCAACUAGCGCGGGAGCUCAUGAAGACCUGCUGGGCGAUGUAUGCAGUCACGAACUCUGGUCUAUCCCCGGAGAUUGCCUGGUUUGAAGUCGACGAAGCCGAUAUACGACCAUCAUCUCGUCCAUCUCCCACGGCUAGAAGUAAAGAUGACAAGGCCUGCUGGAAGCGGGACCUGAACAUCAAACCUCUGGAUGCUCACAACCUGCAGCGACCGGAAACUGUUGAAAGUCUUUUCUUGAUGUAUCGUGUGACCAACGAUCCCUUGUACCGAAAAUGGGGAUGGGAGAUUUUCAAAGCGUUCAAGGAACACACGGUAGUAAAAGACGGAGAAGGGUACGCAUCUUUGCACGAUGUCACAAAGGUUCCCACACCGCAACGUGAUAAUAUGGAAAGCUUCUGGCUGGCCGAAACCUUGAAAUAUUUAUACCUUCUUUUCUCUCCAAGGGAAUUCCUCCCGCUCACCGAAGUCGUUUUCAAUACAGAGGCCCAUGUGCUACCUCGCUUUAACCAGAGCAAAUUCCAGACGGGCUGGAAACGUAGGGAACUUUAA